Priceomyces carsonii is the source of this 1641-nucleotide messenger RNA. RefSeq lists its product as uncharacterized. Gene Ontology annotation, molecular function: transmembrane transporter activity. Gene Ontology annotation, cellular component: membrane. Bases 1 to 1641 code for a protein of 546 amino acids. Lineage: Eukaryota; Fungi; Ascomycota; Pichiomycetes; Serinales; Debaryomycetaceae. Gene Ontology annotation, biological process: transmembrane transport. The transcript has a single exon. The record is from RefSeq and is a predicted model, not a curated record.
AUGACUGCUCUAGAUGUUGAAAAGAGCCAUAGGAGCUCUUUAGUUGAUGUUAAACUGAUUCAAGAUGUUACCAAACUUGCUGACUUAGGAUACAAACAGGAGUUGGAUAGAAACUAUAGUUUUUUAUCUAGUUUUUCUUUUGCAUUAUCUAUUUCUGGGCUCAUGGGUACCAUUUCAAUUACUUUUAUGUAUCCUUUGUGGGCUGGUGGACCAGCAGCAUGUGUAUGGACUUGGUUUGUUGGAAUGAUAGGAUGUCUUUGUAUCGCGUGGUCUGUUGCAGAAAUCACCUCUUGCUUUCCAACGUCAGGAGGAAUGUAUUACACUUUACUGCAUUUAAUGCCCAAAAAAUGGGUUCCUUUGAUGUGUUGGAUAGACGGUUGGCUCUAUCUUGUGGGUGCCAUCACAGGUGCUGCAAGUACUGAUUUCGGUGCUGCAAGUUUGUUAUUGUCGAUUAUUUCUAUGGCAUCUGACUACUCGUAUAUACCGUCUCGGGGCCAUAUUACGGCUGUGGCUAUUUUGGUUAUGAUAACGCAUGGUCUUAUAAAUACCUUACCAGGGUCAGUUUUAGCUAGAAUAACAAAAUGCUACUGUUUCGUGAAUAUUGGUUCAACAAUAGCGUUAAUUAUUCACUUGUUAGUGAAAUGUCCAAAGAUCAAUACCGCUUCUUUCACUUUCACUGAAAUUAUUAAUAACACAGGUUGGGACUCGAAGAACUGGGCCUUUUUGUUUGGCUUCUUGAAUGUCUCUUGGGUUAUGACCAGUUAUGAUGCUACUUCAAGGAUUUCUGAAGAAGUUCAUAAUGCUGCUUUCUAUACACCUUUGGCUAUCGCAUCAGCUUUGACCGUAACAGCACUUUUAGGUUGGGUUUUGGUUAUUGUGUUUACAUUAACUAUGGGAACCAAUAUUAGUAACUUAUUGACGACAUCUACGGGUCAACCAAUUGUGCAAGUGUUUUUGUAUGCCAUGGGAAAAGAAGCUGCAAUAGCUUAUUUAUCGUUGGCAUUUGUCAUCGUAUGGUUCUGUGGCGCGGUUGCUACCUGUUCUGUUUCGAGAGCAUUAUGGUCAUUUUCCCGUGACAGAGGACUUCCUUAUCACAAGUUCUGGUCUUAUGUUAAUCCAACCGUUGACGUUCCUUUGAGAUGUGUUUGGCUUACGGUUCUUAUCAACUGCUUAUUGUCCUUGAUUAACUUGGGGUCUGAGAUUGCAAUGAAUGCCAUUUUUUCCGCAUGUGCAAUUGCUACUGACUGGUCUUAUAUUCUUUGCAUUGCAGCUUUCUUAUUCAAUGCCGAUAGAAUGGGCGUAAAGAGGGGUCCAUUCACUAUGGGUAAAGUAGGUAAACCCGUAAUGGCCUAUGCCUGUGUUUGGACUGUCUUUGUUUCUAUCAUUUUCGUUUUCCCGAACUAUAUGCCCGUUACGCCUGAAGAUAUGAACUACACAGUUGUGAUAUUAGGUUUUGCAUUUAUAGGUGCUGGUUUAUGGUGGGUCAUAGAUGCUCGUAAAUGGUAUCAGGGUCCAGUGGCUACUAUUGAAGAAUCCGAUUCUACUAAUGUCACUGAAUUAGGUUCUCCAGAAGAGUCAGAAAGCUCCAAUUCCAUACUUGAAAAAAACAAAGAAAAAACAUCUGUGACCGAUAUUAAAUAG